Penicillium diatomitis is the source of this 1713-nucleotide messenger RNA. RefSeq names its product translation initiation factor eIF2B subunit gamma. The coding region runs from base 1 to 1713 and encodes 570 amino acids. The record is from RefSeq and is a predicted model, not a curated record. Gene Ontology annotation, biological process: cytoplasmic translational initiation. Gene Ontology annotation, cellular component: eukaryotic translation initiation factor 2B complex; guanyl-nucleotide exchange factor complex. The transcript has 2 exons. Gene Ontology annotation, molecular function: translation initiation factor activity; guanyl-nucleotide exchange factor activity. NCBI's taxonomy places the organism in Eukaryota, Fungi, Ascomycota, Eurotiomycetes, Eurotiales, Aspergillaceae.
AUGCCUUCUCCUUCAGCUGUUGUCCCAAGUGUUGGGAUACAAGCUCUCAUUCUCUGCGGCCCUGGAGUAUCUUUAAACACAUUCACUACCAAUGAGGAGUAUCCCAAAGCAUUGAUUCCGCUGGCCAACAGGCCGCUAGUCUAUUACCAGCUCUCGUGGCUGAAAAAGUCUGGAAUUACCGACAUCACCUUGAUUACUCCUCCCUCGACUGCUGCUCCUCUACAAGCCGCGCUGCAACAAAACCCUCAUCUGACUUCCCUGCCAUCUCCGUCCCCGUCAGUCUUGGCGCCGAAGGGACUCGAUUUGAACAUGGGAACUGCGGAACUACUCAGACUGCCCGAAGUUCAAGCUUGCAUCAAGACCGACUUCCUUCUUCUCCCAUGCGACUUAGUCUGUGAAAUUUCUGGCGAGUCGCUUUUGGAAGCGUGGAUGGUUUCACAAAGCGCACUGGGAGGCUCAUCAACAGUAGUCGAAGGUCGCAAUGCUCACGGACCAACUUCUUCUGGGCCCGGCGGUGAGUUGGGUGGGCGCCGCGGCGGACUGACCGUCUUUUACCAGACACAAGAUCGUGAAGAAUCCGUCAAAGGUGAGGGAACGGAUUUCUUGGCUAUCGCGCCCCUCGAUGACGAUGAAUCUCCGGCUGUAUCACAUGCUGUUGAAGGACCUGCUGCCUUAAGGCGCAACCUUUCGAAGGUGGUUCUUUCAAUGCCGAUGGCGACGGUCAAGGAGAAAAUGGAGCAUGACAAGGGCCUGCUCCUACGCCAUUCUCUUGUCACGACACAUCCUCGCGUCAAGAUGCUCACCACGUUCCGAGACGCCCACCUUUACGUCUUCCCGUACUGGGUCAAAGAGUUGGCUCUCCGACAGGAACACUUCCAGUCAGUGAGCGAAGACCUUGUUGGAUUCUGGGCCAAAGCCGAGUGGCAGCGAGGCCUUGGUGAAAAGUUGGGCAUGAGCGAGAUCUUCAAUCGCGAGACCGGCCACAGCACCGAUAGCGCAAGCCACGACGGCGAGUCAAUAGAGGAGGAAAUUGAUCUUCUGGCUAUGUCUACAACAAGCUCCAGGCCAAACAUCAACGUUGGGAAAUCCACCACAACCACGGCCUUUGCAUCUAGGGUCUCCAAUGCUCCCCCUUCAACUCAAACGGAGCCCUUGAAAAUUCCGCGGCUCCUGGCCUAUGUUCAGCGGGGCUCUGCGCCAUUCGUACGCCGCGUUGACAGCAGUGCAAUUCUGCUCUCGACAUCUCUUCGACUCGCCAAGCUCGAGUCUAUUGAGGAGGCUGGUGCUGCCGCUUCACCAUUCGCUCUUCCUCAGAAGAUUGCCAACCCCGAUGGUGUUGCGCAACGGACAACGAUCACCAAGGCCGAUUGUCUGGUGGGUGAGAACACCACCGUCGAGUCCAAAUGUGUGAUCAAGGAGAGCGUGAUCGGUGCCAAUGUCAAGAUCUGUUCCGGGGCCCGUCUACAAAGAUGUCUCAUCAUGGACGGCGCUGUUGUGAACAGUUCCUGUACCCUCACCGGCUGCAUCGUGGGUCGCCGGGCCGUGAUUGGCAAGGACUCUGUCCUGAAGGAUUGCGAAGUCGGCGAUGGCUACCUUGUCGAGGAGGAGACGGAUGCCAAGAACGAGAAGUUCAUGAUCUUCGAGGGGCUGGAAGAUGAUGAAGAUAUGGGUAGCGCUGACGAUUUUGAUGGCGAGGAUGGCCUGGGGUUUUAA